AUGGGUCACAUGUACAAGUGUCAUAACAUACCGCUUGAUCUGUGUGUUAUGGCUGUACACGCGCCAACGUGCCAGAGUGUGUGGCGCGGGAAGUUCCGCUACUCAUAUUGGACCCCCAUGCCCAGUGUGUGGACAUUGCCAGAAAUCACCAAAGUUUAUGACGCUCAGGGAUUUCAAGAUGCUGUCCAUGCAUACAGUGGAGGCUUAGAUGGUCAGCUCAAGACCUUUGAUCUCAACACAAACACAGAGUCUGUGGUUGGCUCUCACGAUGCUCCAAUCAGGUGUGUGGAAUUUUGCCCAGAAGUAAAUGUUGUGAUCACAGGAGCUUGGGAUUCCAACAUCAAACUCUGGGAUCCUCGUGGACCGCGGGAAGCUGGGACUUUCCAGCAGCCAAAUAAGGUGUACACCAUGGGCCUCGGUGGAGAAAAGUUGGUAGUGGGGACAUCCAAUAGAAAAGUGAUGGUCUGGGAUCUGAGGAACAUGGGCUUUGCUCAGCAGCGCCGAGAAUCUUCUCUCAAAUACCAGACUCGCUGCAUUCAGUGCUUCCCCAACAAACAGGGCUAUGUCGUAUCCAGCAUUGAGGGUCGUGUGGCUGUCGAGUACCUUGACCCGAGCCCGGAAGUCCAGAAGAAGAAGUAUGCCUUCAAGUGCCACAGACUCAAAGAGGAUGGGAUUGAGAAAAUUUUCCCUGUUAAUGCCAUAAGUUUCCACAAUGGUUACAAUACCUUUGCAACAGGAGGUUCUGAUGGGUAUGUCAAUAUAUGGGACGGCUUCAACAAGAAGCGCCUCUGCCAGUUCCAUCGUUAUCCAACUUCCAUAUCCUCCCUAUGCUUCAGCAAUGAUGGUAACACACUAGCAAUUGCCUGCUCCUAUAUGUAUGAACAAGAGGAAAUUGACCCCAUGCCAGAGGACUGUAUCUUCAUCCGUCGCGUGACAGACCAGGAGACGAAGCCAAAAUAAGGAGCCAGAGCAGACAAGGAGCUUGCAUCUUUUCCAGUAAUCCCUCUGCCAUGAUGUAGAAAAGAGGGCUGUCCAUUACACGGGUCCAAUGUGUGUCGGUGGGCUCUGGGACGUUAACACUCAUAGUACCUCAAUUUUGUAUAUGGUGGUAUGUAUGUAUGCCAUUCUAUAUGAAGUGUUAGUGAAUUUUCAAAGUUAUGAUUAGACCACAUAUUUGACCAGCACUUGUUUAGUGUAGUCGGAUAAAAGGUGCUUCUUUCAUAUCUUUUAAUAGUUUUCUAUGUAUUUUAUCAGUAGCUUGGCAAUUCAGGCCUUAAUUACUUUUUAAGCAAAUGGGUAAAUAUGCUUAAUAACCUCGAAAUGUCUUUACCGUUGUUUUCAAAGUUCAUUUUUAAUUGGGGGGGGGGGGACUUGUGAAUCCUGUAUUCAUGUUCAUGCAGUUUCCAGGAAGGUCUGAAGAAGAAUACCAGUUAAUGUUUAGAGGAUACUGAAUGAAGUGGGCAGAAUUUUUAGUGAAUGCCUUUGUUGGUUUUAUCUAUCUCCAUGUGGACAGUUCCUGAAUGUUGAGAGGUACAGCCCAGUUUACAAAAGACUUUUGCAGUGUAGAUAAGUGAUUAUUGAAAUGUGUUUAUUCAUGUAUUUUUCAAUUUCAACAGUACAAAAGUGUCGGAGGUUAUUUCACAUAUUUACCACUGCUGCAUAUGCCAAAGUAUGCCUAGGGAGAAUAACAAUGUCAGCAAUAAUUACAUAGAAUGGUUCCAUCCUCCUUAGAACUCGAUAGCAUUUGGAAUAAGGCCCACCGACCUCUGCCUUCUCUUUCAUGCCUCUCUUUUUUUUCUUCUUCUUUUGCCUAAUUCUUUGUUUCCCCAUCAUUAUAUGAUAUGAACAGUGUAAGUGACAAUUCUUUAGCUAUCAAAGAAAAGAAAAGUGUAUUCAGAAUUUCUUUAGCCAGCUUGUGGUAUAAAACGUUUUUAUCUUAUGUUUUAGUUUUUAUUGUCCAAUUCAUUCAUUUAUCUUUUUUUUAAUUCUUUGAUGUUGCCUACUUUCACAAGGCAUAUUAAAAUUACAAUACAUACUAUUGAAGCUAUUGAAGCUUUUGUUUCUUCAGUUAUCAAUAUCAUUAUUAUUAUUAUUAUUAUUAUUAUUAUUAUUAUUAUUAUCAUUAUUAUUAUCAUUUAUUAUUAUUAUUAUUAUUAUCAUUAUUAUUAUUAUCAUUAUUAUUAUUAAUAUUAUUAUCAUUAUUAUUAUCAUUAUUAUUAUUAUUAUUAUUAUUAUUAUUAUUAUUAUUAUUAUUACUAUUAUUUUUUCCCCCUUGCCAUUUCUCUGCUUGGCUCUUUCUAUUGCUUGAAACCUAUAGAUCAUAUUUCUUCUUAAGAAAAGCAAACAAAAAAAUAAUAUUGCCUAUGAAGCUCAAACAGUAUACCAACAAGUGUUGAACCCUCAAGCUUGCAUGUAGGUAAAGGUCCAGUACUUUGAGGUACGAGGUAUACUAAAAAUGUCCAUUAAAUUAUUUUGACAUGUAUCUGCAAGAUGUGUUUAGCAUGGGCUUGUGAGAUAUUUAUCUUUUGGAGGAAUUUUUAGAUGAUAUUUCCUUAGUGAUAGAACUAUAUUAAAGCUUUCCUUUUACUUAACCUAGUAAUUGGAAGAGUUAUGUGCAUAAUUUUAUAUUUUGAUGAAAAACUAGGGUAGAAAUGCAAAUUCAGUGGAGAUGGUUGAAACUGUCACUGCCAGAAUAAACAACAAUAAAUACAUUCAAAGAAGGAUUUACUUACUUUUUUCUUUUCUUUGAAAGAGAUUAUCUUUUCCUCAACGAUGCUUGUAAUUUAAAAAGACGCCAGAGACUUGGUUAUAGUAUUAAUGCUCAAGGAUACCAUUCUUGUCAUUCAGAUGGCAAUUUUGUCGUUAGUUGCUACUCUUUCAUGUCAACCUUAAAUGGGAAUUGAAUAAUAGUUUUACAGGGUUAUGCUUAUGGAGGAAAAUGAAGGAUUUUUUUUUUUUGUUUUUUCCAUCUUUUUAAUACAUUUUCCUUCUAUUUUCUAAGUCAUAUUUAAGCCAUGACUUCUGCUCUCACCUUGUUUCAAAGAUAUGAAAAUAUAAUAACGACAUCUGACAAUUUCAGCUACAGUCACCAUGGAGAUUGUAAAUGACUACUAAAGUUGCUGCUGCAUCUUCACCUUUGAUUCUUCCUCAAAAUGAUCUCUCUGACCACCUCCUGCCAUUAGUCUUUUGAAUCCUCCUCCUCCUACUUCCUUUCCUUUUCAUUCUGAUUGUCCUUCCCAGCCUCAUCCAUUUUCAUUCUGUCCUAUUUUUGGUAGCUCUAUUUCUACUGUUCCGCUGGCUAAGAGCUUUCAGUGCCAUGAUAGUAAGAAUUUUAACUUACUUGUAUCUAGUGAGAUAACAUCAAGUUAUUUCAAGUGGUAUUUUAAUUUUACAGCACAUAAUGAGCAUAAAGUUUAUAUCAAGAGACUGAAAAAAAAAGUUGUAUUUCCAGUAAAUGCAAAAAGUUGCUCUUCAAAAGAAGGAAAGGCACUCACUGGUGGUAUUGAAUGAAGACCCUGUAUAAAUAAAUUCUAGAAAGCAC
Penaeus indicus is the source of this 3541-nucleotide messenger RNA. RefSeq names its product mitotic checkpoint protein BUB3-like (gene Bub3). Gene Ontology annotation, molecular function: ubiquitin binding. The transcript is spliced from 7 exons. Gene Ontology annotation, biological process: mitotic spindle assembly checkpoint signaling. Gene Ontology annotation, cellular component: kinetochore; bub1-bub3 complex; nucleoplasm. NCBI's taxonomy places the organism in Eukaryota, Metazoa, Arthropoda, Malacostraca, Decapoda, Penaeidae. The record is from RefSeq and is a predicted model, not a curated record. The coding region runs from base 1 to 960 and encodes 319 amino acids.